Messenger RNA from Xyrauchen texanus (razorback sucker), 1157 nucleotides. Its product is annotated as otolith matrix protein 1-like. Bases 31 to 1146 code for a protein of 371 amino acids. Gene Ontology annotation, cellular component: recycling endosome; plasma membrane; early endosome. Gene Ontology annotation, biological process: iron ion transport. Lineage: Eukaryota; Metazoa; Chordata; Actinopteri; Cypriniformes; Catostomidae. The record is from RefSeq and is a predicted model, not a curated record. The transcript is spliced from 9 exons.
CCAUUUGGGAGCUUGCAGUUCAAAGUCAGCAUGGAUCAUACAGGUGGACACCUUGCUGUGGCUCUGCUUCUGCUUGUUCUGGUCUCAUUCUCCACAGAAAACAACAUUAUCAAAUGGUGUACAGUGUCCGAUGCUGAAGAGCAGAAGUGUUUGGAUUUAGCCGAGAAUGCCACAGCCAGGAAUAUUCGCGGACAACUAUUGUGUGUGAGGGGCCAAAGUCCGACAGAAUGUAUGAAGCAAAUUAAGAACGGCACAGCAGAUGCCUCCACUAUGUAUGCUGAUGAGAUCUAUACAGCUGGAUUUUGCUAUGGUUUAGAUGUGGCUGUAGGAGAGUCUUAUAAUGGUGUGGAUGGCAUUAAUUACUACGUGGUUGCCCUGGCACGGACAUCAUCCAGCGAUCUGUCACUGUUGGAGAUGCAUGAGCGCAGCUCCUGUCACCCUGGGAUGAGGACAACAGUGGGCUGGACUGUUCCCAUCGGCUACCUGGUCAACACAUCACAGAUCAGUGUGAAUGAACAGUGUAACUUUCCCCAUGCGGUGGGGGAUUUCUUUGGCUACAGUUGUGUCCCUGGAGUAAAGGACUCAGAACACGAUCCCAAGGGAAACAACCCGAGGAACCUGUGUGAGGCCUGCAUUGGGGACGACAACGACCACCACAUCUGUGCCAACAACCCCCGGGAAAGGCACUUUGGGGAGGCUGGAGCUCUCAGAUGUGUUGCAGAGAAUCUCGGUGAUGUUGCUUUUGUGAAGCACACUACAAUCUUUGACAACAUGCAGGGUAAGAACCAGGAGUCAUGGGCUCUGGACCUGGAACUGGAGGACUUGAAGCUCUUGUGUCCUGAUGGGAGCGAAACCGACCUGUUCCAGCAUGAGCGCUGCCACCUGGCUGUGGUGCCAACCAAUGCUGUGGUAGUGCGCUUGGAGGACAAAUGUCGCGUUUACAAGUUCUUGGAACGUGUGCAGAAUGCAUUUGCCAAUGCCACAGAAGGAUUCUCUUUGUUCAGCUCUGUGGGUUAUGGACAACCUGAUGUGCUUUUUAGCGAUUCCACCAAAAAGCUGCUGCGUGUAAUGGGAACCUACACCUCCUGGUUGGGGCCCAGUUACACCACCAUACUGAAGGCUUUUGAGUGUGAAGGGUUGUGUUAAUUUGAUGACGA